Messenger RNA from Cercospora beticola, 897 nucleotides. Its product is annotated as bZIP transcription factor. Gene Ontology annotation, biological process: regulation of transcription by RNA polymerase II. Gene Ontology annotation, cellular component: nucleus. Gene Ontology annotation, molecular function: RNA polymerase II transcription regulatory region sequence-specific DNA binding; DNA-binding transcription activator activity, RNA polymerase II-specific. The record is from RefSeq and is a predicted model, not a curated record. Lineage: Eukaryota; Fungi; Ascomycota; Dothideomycetes; Mycosphaerellales; Mycosphaerellaceae.
CUCCCCGUCACGAGACCCCAUUCUUCGUCCGGCCUCGCGUUAGAGGCCUCAAAACCUAAGUGCAACAAUGCCAACAACAGGAGUCGUCACCACUGAGGAGCGCCAGCGCCAGCGAUGGUAUAUCCUGGGAUGCGCCACAGCAGAGCAUUGACUGGUCAGAAGACUUAUACGGCCUUCUGGACUUUGAUAUAAACGACAUUUCGAACUUCGCACUGGAUACCUCCAUCUACAACAAUGCUAUCGACAUACCGACAUUGCCUGCAGUUGAAAGCAUGCAAUGCCCUUCUGGACAUAUCACAGACGGCGACGCUCAGUACAAUUUGUUUGGCCCAGAAAUUGACCGCGAUCGUGCUGAGCCUGUGGCCGGUCUGUUAAACACUGGACUGCCAUCGGACACGCAGUCCAGUGUGACGAGAAUCGCCUCGCACUCGCCGGCAACCGGCUCGAACAGCCAAACCGCCACAUCAUCUCCUUCCUCUCUUCUUUCAGACCACCGAAGAACUGCCCCAAGCUCGUCCAUUUCGGAUCAGUCACAGUCGGAACCCAGCUACAAAGUACAGAAGCGGAAACGCAACACCGAAGCCGCUCGGCGCUAUCGGCAACGAAAGGAAGAUAAAGUCGCCCAAUUGGAGGAGGCCUUGAAGGCAAUGACCGAUGAGCGCGAUCAACUUUCCUUGAUGCUCGCCCGAGCAGAGGCGGAGACGAAUUUGUUGCGCAGCAUGUUCAAGACCUCUUGAAGAUUUACAGUGCUUGUAAUGUCGGCGGCUACUCUCUAACGUCGGAACCUCUCGAGGCGGCGCUUCUGCUGUUUUAGAUUCGCAAUGCUGUACCGUAGAACGUUGUCAAUUACCCAAGCAUGCAGAUAUGCUGCUAAUGAUUCAUUGUCUGCCGCCGUUU